Messenger RNA from Penicillium bovifimosum, 438 nucleotides. RefSeq lists its product as uncharacterized. The coding region runs from base 1 to 438 and encodes 145 amino acids. The transcript is spliced from 2 exons. NCBI's taxonomy places the organism in Eukaryota, Fungi, Ascomycota, Eurotiomycetes, Eurotiales, Aspergillaceae. The record is from RefSeq and is a predicted model, not a curated record.
AUGAAGUUUACUGCCGCUUCCAUUCUCCUGGCUGCCAGCUCUGCCUUUGCCUCUCCGGUUGUCGAGCGAGGCAGCUCCAUCCAGGUCAGCGAUUUCUGGGCUAGGGCUGGCCUCGGUUCCAGUGCUAGCAUGCACUUCGUCGUGACCGAUGCAAACUACCCCGAUGACACCCCCACCGACUGCAACUUGCUCUGGUCUUACGGAUCAUCGCCCAAACUAAACGCACGCUGCAACAAUGGUCAAUACUACAUCCGCUUUCCCGAUGGGCCCGUGAACUUUGACCAGUUCACAUUGGAGCUUGAGAGAGUCUCGGGCCCAAUUCCUGAGCACGGCAGUGCCUUGUUGAAAUCUGGUACUGAGUGGGCUUGCGAGGACAACCCUCAGGAGGGUGUCGUGCGUUACUGUGCGCAUUAUGGUGUGCUCAACAUUGCCGUGUGA